ACAGGUGCCAUUUAAAGCUGUGUGCUUAGGGAAUGGCAGUGAGAGGAAGGGUGUCUGCAGAAUGGAAGAAACGAGUCAAGUCCGAAUACACUCGCCUCAGAUCCCUGAAAAGAUUCAAACGUGCAGAUGAAAUUAAGGCCGCCUGGAAUGACAACAGAGAAAAGCUUAAUAAACUUCUGGAAUCUGAGGACCAGUCAGUUGUUGGAAUGGGAGCUGUGUGGGUUUGUUCAGUUGAAGCUCCACCACACCAAGCUGUAAUGAGACGUACCCAUGUUACCUCUUCAUGCAGUGAGCCUCUCUGUGUUCCUAUCAAAACAAUAAAUGCAGUCAACCCCAUACCUACCAUGUACACAUGGGCACCACUUCAACAGAACUUUAUGGUGGAGGAUGAAACUGAACUACACAACAUUCCAUAUAUGGGUGAUGAAGUUUUGGAUCAAGAUGGCAAGUUCAUAGAGGAGCUUAUUCGCAACUACGAUGGCAAAGUUCAUGGUGACCGGGAAACAGGAUUCAUUGAUGAUGAAAUUUUUGUUGAACUCGUUGAUACCUUAGUACAGCAAUAUCAGAAAAAGGAGUCUGGGACAGAGAAGCUUGUAGAAAGGCGGAUGAGUGCAAGAAAAGAAUCAAACGACGAUGAAGAGGAGGAAGAGGAAGAGGAGGAAGAACAGGAAAUGGAGACAGACAAUGACAACAGUAAAGAUAUGGAGAAUGGAGAAGGUUCUUCCAUGGCAGAGAGGAAGGACUUCCCUUGCAUGGCCAUAUUCCAGGCAGUUUCUGCAUUAUUCCCUGACAAGGGUUCUCCAGAAGAACUUAAGGAGAAAUAUAUAGAACUCACAGAUCCCACUGCGCUGCCACCAGAAUGUACACCUAAUAUAGAUGGCCCAAAUGCAGAGAGUGUCCCUCAAGAGCAGACAAUGCAUUCGUUCCACACUUUGUUUUGCCGCAGGUGCUUCAAAUAUGACUGCUUCCUUCACCCCACCAAGGGAAGCACCGAAGCCACAGGUCUUGCCACAUCUCACCCUCGUCCACACGGUGGCAAACGCAAAAGCCCAGAACUAAGGCCCCUUUCUGAACCUUGUUCCCCUUACUGUUAUUUACAUCUGCCUGAUGCCAAAGAGAAAUUUGUCAUAGCAUCCUCAUCAUGUUUAUCUGACAAACUGAAAGAAGAUAACGAGUCAUCCAAUGAUGCUAAGCCAAGAAAAAUUCGCAAGCAUGCCUCUGUAGACUCAGGAAAUGAAGCCAGUUCAGAAGACAGCAAUGAUAGUAUCAGAAUGAGUAGCAGAAAGGGCAGUGACAAACUUACAAAUGGAUGUGUUGAUUUUGAAGGCAAAACACUUGCAAACAAUACAAAUGGAAAUCUCGUCGGUGUUCACAACAAGCGCAUUCUUGGAAGUGAUACCGACACAAUUCGAGCAAAUAAUAAGUAUGUUUACACCAAACCCAUGAGCAUGGAUACUCUUGCUUGGAAAUUAGUUGAUGGUGAUGAUCCAUGCAAUCUCAGCACUUGGUUGGGCUCGGAGGCGUCAAUGUUUCGUGUCUUACAUAAAGUGUUCUUGAACAAUUAUUGUGCUAUAUCCCAGGCCAUCCUGACAAAGACAUGCCAACAGGUAUAUUAUUUUGCUCAGAAAGAAGCCACUGAUUUACCAGCAGUUGCUAAUGUCAAAGAUAACACACCGCCUAGGAAGAAGAAAAAGAAACAUCGGCUGUGGUCGAUGCAUUGUCGUAAAAUUCAGCUCAAGAAAGAUUCAUCAAGCAAUCAUGUAUAUAAUUACUCACCAUGUGAUCACCCCAAUCAGCCAUGUGACCAGAACUGUGGAUGUGUCAUGACACAGAAUUUUUGCGAAAAAUUUUGCAAUUGCAGUCCAGACUGCCAAAAUCGGUUUCCGGGCUGUCGCUGCAAAGCGUCUUGUAACACAAAACAGUGCCCUUGCUUUCUGGCUGUUCGCGAGUGUGACCCAGAUCUUUGUGUUACUUGUGGAGCUCAUGAAUUUUCGGUCAACAAGAUUACUUGUAAAAAUGUGUCUGUACAGCGUGGUUUACACAAACAUUUAUUAAUGGCACCAUCAGAUGUUGCAGGAUGGGGAAUAUAUCUCAAAGACUCAGCUCAGAAGAAUGAGUUCAUCUCAGAAUACUGUGGCGAAAUAAUAUCUCAAGAUGAAGCUGAUAGACGUGGAAAAGUUUAUGACAAGUACAUGUGUUCAUUCUUGUUUAAUCUCAACAAUGAUUUUGUUGUGGAUGCUACACGCAAAGGCAACAAAAUUCGUUUUGCUAAUCACUCCAUAAACCCUAACUGCUAUGCGAAAGUCAUGAUGGUGAAUGGUGACCACCGAAUUGGAAUCUUUGCCAAGAGACACAUACAGUCGGGAGAGGAACUGUUCUUUGAUUACAGAUAUGGUCCAACAGAACAGCUCAAGUUUGUUGGUAUAGAGAGGGAGAUGGAGUUUUUAUAAAAAAUGAUCGUGUUAAUAUGAGAAGACUCCUCACACAAGCUUGGAUAACAGGUAGAGUCACUAAUUUUUUUUUAUUUUGCUGUUGCUGUUUUUAUCAAAAUAACAUACAGGUUUUAGUAUUGUUGACGGUAUGAGAAAAAAGUGAAAAUGGUGAUACUGAGUGUUUGGUUAAUAAGGUUAACUGUUCAGCAUUGUACUUAAUUCUUCUGUGGAUAAUUUUUAGAACAAUUUUAUUUUAUAUUGUCAAAUGAUAUGAGAUUUGACCUUGUAAAUGUGUGUAUGUGUAAAGGAUUGUGUCAUAGAAAUAAUAAAUGCCUUUUGACACUUCUUUUCCACCUCAAGACCUCAGGUGUAAGAGCACACUUGAUGCAGUACAGUACUUCUAUUUUUGUACAAUUUAGUACUGUAACUUAAUAAAAAAAAAUUGAUUAGUCCAUCUUAGGAGUUUUGAGAUUAUUUUUAUCAUAUUGGAUUAUGAAAGAAUGUAGAGUAUGUUAAGCUUAGUAUUUUCUCUUUCAAGUGUAGUUGUGUCAUAUCAUUCCUUGCCAAUAAGAUGUAUUAACUAAGUGUUAUUGUAGAUUAAACUGUAGUACACACAUAAAGUUUGGUUACAGAAGAAUCUCAUUUCAAUCUUGUUAUUCAGGUUGUCCUUCGUAAGUUUACAAAAAGGGUUUUAAAAUGUGGUUUCAGUAUGAUGUUCCAGUAGUAAGUAACCUGCAGAAGUAGGUUCUGGCAUCUUCUGAAGGAGCCUUUUCAUUUCACAGAAUUAUUGGCAAGCUUUAUAAAUUAAAAACUAAAGUAAGCUGUCAUCCUUAGGCUUUUUGCAGCAUCGAAUCUUGUAUGAUCACAUGUUAUUUUAAAUUAAAAGAAACUACCAUGGAAAGUGGCAGAACUUUAAAAUUGUUAGAACAUAAGCUUUGCAGAGAUAUUUGUAAAUAAAGUACUUGGUGAUCAAAGUUUUAUUUAAUACUGUAUGGCUGAAAAUGGUUAUUUUCAAAGUUUUGCUGUAUAUUUUGUUAUUCUGUGCAAGAAACAGGUCAGUAUUGUAAGUCAUUGUGACUUUUGAGGAGGACAUAGAGAACUACGUAAGACUACCAUCAUUUUAGGUAAUUUUUUUAUCUGCUUGGGUUACAUGAUGAUAAAUUUUUUAUUUAAUUUCAAAUACUAGAUCAAUAAAGAAUUGAAUCAAGUUUUUAUAUGGCCAGUUCUUCAGUUGAAAGUAAAAAGUGCUGUAGUUUGUUUUGUUUAGAGGUGUGAGAAAUUUUGUGUGGAUAAUGACAUUGAAAGGGAAAUUUUUUAUUUUUAUAGUCCAUCAUUAUUGUUGUUGAUGAUUAAGUGCAGUAGAUGAAUUUUGAAGGACUGUAUUUUACAACAUGGUCAUGCCAGUUUUUGAAUAAGUAGGGCUUUAAAGUUAUGGUGCUGAGGGUAUUUUUUAUUAUUGUGUUGGUAUAGUAUAAUAAUUUUUGUUUUAAAUUUCAAUUUGUGGCAAAAUGAUUUUCCAAGCUAAUAUUGCUGAGUUGGAAAAGUAAGUGUAAUUUUGUAAAGGUGGGCAAAUAGACAAUUGUGGAGAAUUCAUUACUUCAAAUACAGUACUACUUGCAAACAGUGAAUGCUUUAAUUCAGUAAGUAUACAAGAGAAUGUGCAAGAGAGUAAGUGAUACAUUUGGUGAACUAUUCCAUGUGUUUGUUUAUAUUGUAACCUUCUAGUAAAGAGCACACGACUGUGUAUUGUCAAAUUUUUUAAUAAAUUUUUUACAUGAAUGGUGUAGAUUUUGCCCCAAUGGAAGAAGAUCAAAUAAUAUAAAACGAGUCUUUCUUCUUUUAGUACAGUUUUGGAUGAUGUGUACACUGAAGUGGCCAAUUUACAUGGAGUGUUGGAUGAUUGACACAUGUCUGAAGUCUGUAUUGUUAUCAAGAUGUAAUGUUAAUAUUGCAGAUGUAAACUUAGCAUGUAAUGACGUGUUCUACUUGUGAAAUAAACUUUGUGUAAAGCAAGUGUUGGAUGUGUUCUUUUAUCAAGGAAACUUUUGUAAGAACUUUGACAAAUGUCGUAAAAGCUUAGGUUUUUCUUAUAUUUUAUUGAUGAAUAGAACAAAUACAGUUCUAAAACUGAA
Molecule: messenger RNA, 4564 nt
Organism: Macrobrachium nipponense
Lineage: Eukaryota; Metazoa; Arthropoda; Malacostraca; Decapoda; Palaemonidae
Gene: E(z)
Product: histone-lysine N-methyltransferase E(z)-like
Exons: 16
Coding region: 33-2450 (805 amino acids)
Biological process (GO): heterochromatin formation
Cellular component (GO): nucleus; ESC/E(Z) complex
Molecular function (GO): histone H3K27 methyltransferase activity; protein binding; chromatin binding
Source: RefSeq, a predicted model, not a curated record